This is a messenger RNA of Recurvomyces mirabilis, 1293 nucleotides long. RefSeq lists its product as uncharacterized. The transcript has a single exon. The coding region runs from base 1 to 1293 and encodes 430 amino acids. The record is from RefSeq and is a predicted model, not a curated record. NCBI's taxonomy places the organism in Eukaryota, Fungi, Ascomycota, Dothideomycetes, Mycosphaerellales, Teratosphaeriaceae.
AUGCUCGCCACAUCCGGCUUGACACUACUCUUCACUUUCGCGGCGACUGCUCUGGCUGGUCCAUUAUACUACUCAAACAUCAGUACGACCGUGUCCAUGUCUGCUGCCGGAAAUACCGCAACAAGCAGCGAUGCACUGCCGACCGCCUUUGUCUCGUCGGCCGCGGCUGAGACGAGCAACAAAGACACGACAACGACCAAUACAACAACCUCGGGGGCGUAUCUUGUGCCCAUUACGACUGUUUCGGCACAGAGCCUAGUUUCUACCGUGUCUCUGCCGACACGAAGUGAGACGACCUUCUUCAGCUACGACCCUUUGCCAAUCAACAGCUCUGGAGUGGCGUCUGCAAGCUCUUCAGCUUCACGAUCUAUCGUCACCAGCACGUCUACGGCAAGCACCACGACCCUCACCAUGUUCACCACGGUGCCGCCGGGAGGAAGCUCAAGUAGCCUUGCCAUGAGCAGCCUGCCUCCAACCUAUGCCUCGCCGUCCUCGGAAAGCACACAAAGCGUAUCGUCUUAUGUGCAUAGCUCCAUGGCAGCAAGCGCGACAUCAAUGGUAUACAAUAUCUCUACCAUAACUGCUAGUGUCCUCGAAAGCACAUCGUCCAUCAGCCGCGGGAACACGUCGACGAUGUCAUCUUCAACGAGCUCCUCCACUGUGACGUACGGCGGCUAUACGGUGACAUAUUCCAUCAGCAGCGAGACCGCCACUGCGCCCAUGACAAUCUUGCCCACCCCCGAAAUCUCUUCAACGAUAAGUGUGGGAUCAAGUCUUUCAUCAAGCACGACCUCAUCGUCAUCUGCUCCAGCAGCCUCUACUGAAAGCUCCGUAACGCUGCCAUACAGUUUCUCAUACAUCCCAGCGUCAACAGAGCAAGCAUCAACCACCACAACAACGACCCAGAGUCAAAACAGCAGUGCAGCACCUGAGCCAUCGUCUGACACCACCACGAGCAGCAGCUCCUCACAUACGAGGGCAUACCUAUCUCCGAUCACCAGCUCGCAGUCAGUACCAGAGCCGUCCGCAACCCCACCGUCCUUCACAUACUCGCCGUCAAGCUAUUCUGCGCAGCAACCUCACCCACACGAGCAUCCAUCAAGCGGAUUUCCUGGUCUUCCUGGGUUUGUGACGCAGACUCCGCCUCCGGCAGCCAGUCAGAGUGCAAUGGCCGGUAUCACGAUCGUACCAAUCAAUCCCAACGCGGUCACUGUGACGGUCACGACGACAGAGACAGAUGCUGGGAUGACUACAACGGUGGCGGAGAAGACAGUUACGGCUCGGGCUGGAUAG